Limulus polyphemus (Atlantic horseshoe crab) is the source of this 5016-nucleotide messenger RNA. RefSeq names its product fibropellin-1-like. The transcript has 45 exons. The record is from RefSeq and is a predicted model, not a curated record. Lineage: Eukaryota; Metazoa; Arthropoda; Merostomata; Xiphosura; Limulidae. Bases 1 to 5016 code for a protein of 1671 amino acids. Gene Ontology annotation, molecular function: calcium ion binding.
AUGAGUGCAGCAAUCCUAACGCAUGUGGAAAAAAUGCUGAAUGCACCAACCUGCUUGGUUCCUAUGAAUGUAGCUGUUCGUUGGGUUACUCAGGCAAUCCACACAUGGUUUGUCUUGAUGUGGAUGAAUGUGAGCAGCAUCCAUGUGGAAACUAUUCAGAAUGUGUCAAUCUUCCUGGUAGCUACAAAUGUGAAUGCCUUGAAGGGUAUGAUGGCAAUGCCAACCUUGUCUGUAAAAGAAAUAAAUGUUAACAUGUUUGAAUCAGGACAAAUUGAAGUUGAAAUUGAAAUUGAACCUGAUGAAUGUUUUCAAGUAAAUGUGCCAUGCCAGGAAAACCAUGAGUGUGUUGAAAAUGCACAUUGUGUGAAUAGAAGUUGCAGAUGCACAGAAGGUUACCAAGCUCUUGAAAUAGAUUGUGUUGAUGUCAAUGAAUGUGGGACACCAAAUUUCUGUGGCCCUAACGCAGUUUGUGUCAACUCCAUCGGCAGCUACCACUGUGAAUGUAAAAGUGGUUACGAAAAAAUCAGGCCUACUCCUGAAAGUCAUUGCAAAGAUAUCAAUGAGUGUCUACUUGAAAUACCUCCAUGUGGAACCAAUGCCUUAUGUAUUAACAGAAAUAGUAGUUAUGAGUGUGUCUGCCCUGACCACCUUCAAGGGGACCCAGAAGUAGCCUGUGUUUCUCCUUGUGCUGGCAUUGAUUGUGGUUCCCAUGCUGCCUGUCGAGUCAAUGGAAGAGAGGCUAACUGCAUUUGUGACCAUGGAUUUACUUUUGAUCCAACAAAUAUAACAGCUGGCUGUAUUGCUUUUCGUGAACCAAUCUGUGUUUGGCAGUCUUUUGAAGAGAAAAUGAAUAUUUAUUUGAAAGAGAUAUCCACUAAGGAUACAAUUUAUUUAGAUGUGAAUGAGUGCAGUAACAGCCAUGGACCAUCAGGACUAUGUGGACAGGGAGCAAUAUGUACUAAUGCUUUGGGCAGUUAUCAAUGUGUAUGUCCUCCUGGAUUCACUGGAGAUCCAUUUAGAUACUGUGAAGAUAUUGAUGAAUGUGAUGCUAAAUAUGGUAUGAGUGGUCAAUGUGGAGAUAGGUCUAUGUGUGAGAACUCUCUUGGGAGCUAUUCAUGUUCUUGUUAUCCAGGGUACACUGGCAAUGCCCGAUUAAGGUGUCAAGAUAUUAAUGAAUGUUCUGAGGUCUUUGGAGCCAAUGGAAGAUGCGGCCUUUCUGCUAUUUGCACCAACACUGAAGGUGGUUUCGAAUGUCGUUGUCCAUCAGGAACAGCAGGAGAUCCUUUUCAGGAAUGUAAGGUUAUGAUUGAAUGUAUUGAAGACAGUGCUUGUCCAGGUAAUGCAAUAUGCAUGAACCAACAUUGCUUUUGCCCAUCUCCCAGUUUUGGAAAUGAAUGUCAACAUCCCUGUGAUGAGAUAUUUUGUGUAGACAAUGCAAAAUGUGAACUGGAUCUUUUUGGUCAUCCUAACUGUGUAUGUGCUCCUGGUUACACAGGUCAAAGCAACAGUUUGUCAGGUUGUGUGGAUAUCAAUGAAUGUGAUGCUAGUGAUACUUGUGGAAGAGAUGCUGUUUGUCGUAACAUACCAGGAUCCUAUGAGUGUAUCUGCCCUCAAGGUCUUUUGGGUGACCCAUAUAUAGGAUGUUUUCCUGAUGAUAUAGCAGAAUGCACAGAAAUCAAAGAAUGGUCUCUUUGUGGACCUCAUGCAGAAUGCAUCAAUCUACCAGGUUCUUAUGAAUGCAUAUGUGACUCUGGCUACACUGGAAAUCCAAAGAAAGAGUGCUCUUUCAUUGAUGUUAAUGAAUGUACAAGCAAUCUACCACUGGAUCCCAAUGGUCCCUGUAGUGUUGGUGCUACUUGCAUCAAUACAAUUGGCAGCUUUGUUUGUGAAUGUCCACCUAGGUCAAGUGGAAACCCAUAUGAAGAUGGAUGCCAGGGAGAAACUUCUUGUGAAUCGAAUGAGGAUUGUACAGGUAAUGCUGUUUGUGACCAGAAAGGUGGAGCCUGCAUUGAUCCUUGCUCCAGCUCUGUGUGUGGACAAAAUGCAUAUUGUGCUUCUGAAAAUCAUAUAGCUACUUGCAUUUGCCAUCCAGGCUUCUCUGGUGAUCCAUAUGAUGAAACUAAAGGCUGUGUAUCUUCUUGCACAGGAAUCAGGUGUAGCCAGAAUGCUCAUUGCAUUGUUAGCAAUGAAAACCAAGUAGUUUGUGUCUGUCAGGAAGGCUUUACUGGAAAUCCUUGGGCUGGAGGACAGUGUUAUCCAGAUGUAAGAUGCUCAGUGAACCAAACAUGUUCUCCAUCACAGGAUUGUAGGGAUGGAGUGUGUGUAGAGCGUUGUGAUGGAAUACAAUGUGGUGUGAAUGCUCAGUGUGAUAGAAACACUGGACAGUGUGUUUGCCCACCAUUUUUCACCGGACAUUCAGCCUUUCUUUGUGUGCCACCAACUUCUUUUCCAAUAUGUACUCCAUCGUGUGGUACUAAUGCUUAUUGUCAGUAUGGUGCCCCAAACAAAUGUGUAUGCAACACUGGCUACAGUGGCAACCCUUAUGAACAGUGUGGUCCUUCACAGAAAUGUACUAACACUAAAUGUGGACUUGGUGCCCAGUGUGUAACAGGACCUAGUGGAGCAGAUUGUUUUUGCCCAGCUGGACUUCAAGGAAAUCCUUUUCUGGAAUGCUUAGAUGUGGAUGAAUGUCUCCUACCUCCAUCACCUUGUGGUAUAGGAGCAGCUUGUAUCAACACCAUUGGAAGUUUUCUAUGUGUCUGCCCUACUGGAACCAUUGGAAACCCCCUCUUAGAAUGUACUGUAGAACUAAAUGAAUGUGAAGAUGAUGAUGUUUGUUCGGCAAAUUUUGCUUGUAAACAAGGCGAAAAUGGAGUGAAGAAAUGUAUAGAUGUCUGUCAAAAUGUGGUAUGUGGUCCUGCAGCGACCUGUACUGAUGGAGUUUGUAAAUGUAAUGAGGGAAUGACAGGUGAUCCCAAUGACUUGAUCGAAGGCUGUAGUUAUAUCUGUAAGGAUGCUCAUUGUGGACCCAAUGCUUUGUGCAACAAGAAUGGAUAUCCUCCAGCUUGUGAAUGCUUACCUGGGUUUUUUGGAAAUCCUAAAGACUCAAAAAUAGGAUGUCAGCCACCUGACAUUUGUGAAGAUGAUAACAGCUGCCCAGCUAACCAGUUAUGCAAACCUGAUAAAAAUGGAGUCAAAAACUGUUUUGAUGUAUGUGAGAGAACUAGAUGUGGUCCUAAUGCAGAAUGUGUUGGUAAAGAUCACAAACCUGAAUGUCAUUGCUUACCAGGCUUUAGUGGAACCCCAACAGAUCUUAAUAAAGGCUGUACCUCUGUUCCAGAAGACAAGUGUCAAAAGAAUGAUGACUGUUCUGAAACAAAAUUAUGCCAGUCUACUGAAUCAGGAAUAAAAGACUGUAUUGAUGUCUGUGCCAAAAGGAAAUGUGGUCCAAAUUCACAGUGUCUUGGUUUGGGACACACUUCAAUUUGUGAAUGUUUUCCUGGAUUCUCAGGCAUUCCAGAUGACCUUGUAAAUGGUUGCCAACGUGAUAUUUGCACAACAGAUAAUGAUUGCCCAGCCAGUCAAACAUGUGAAAGGGAAACUCCACAGAAAAUUAAAAACUGUAUUGAUGUUUGUAAGGAGAAGCAGUGUGGUCCUAAUGCUGAGUGCAUAGCCUCUAACCAUCAAGCUCAAUGUAAAUGUAAAUCUAAUUUUGAAGGUGAUGGUGAUAAUGUGAUAGAGGGUUGCAAGCCUGUUGAUAAAUGCAAAACUAAUGGAGAUUGUCCAGAUAAAGAUAUUUGCAAACUCAAUCAAAAUGGAAUUAAAGAUUGUAUAUCUGCCUGUUUGGGAACACCCUGUGGUCCCAACACUGUGUGUGCAGCAGUUAGACACAGGGCACAGUGCACAUGUGAAAAUGGCUAUACUGGGGAUCCAUACAAAUUAAAUAUUGGCUGCACACCUAUUCCACCACAUAUCUGUGACAGUAAUGAUGCCUGUCCUCCUAAUGCUAUAUGUCAGCCAUCAAGUAAUGGUAUUCGAGACUGUUAUGAUGCCUGUGCAGAAAUUGUGUGUGGACCAAAUGCUCAGUGUGUCUCUACAGACCAUAAGCAUGUUUGUACAUGCAUCAAGGGUUUUAUUGGUGAUCCUAACAACCAUACUCAUGGCUGUAUAGUGCCCCAUCAGUGUGAUGAUGAUGAAGACUGUGAUUCUGAUAAAGUGUGUCGUGUAGACUCAGAUAAAGUUAGAAAAUGUGUUUUGGUCUGCGUAUAUGCUGAGUGUGGAGCUUCAGCUGUAUGUCAAGCUGAGAACCAUCAACCUUUGUGCAUUUGUCCUGAGGGUACCACUGGAAAUCCUAAUGACUCUGAUAAUGGCUGUCAGACUAUUCCUAACAUAUGUGAAAACGAUUCUGACUGUAUCGAGGAUCAUGUAUGUCGACUGAAUGAAAAUGGCAUUUUGGAUUGUAUUGAUGCUUGCAAAUUUGUCUCUUGUGGCCCCAAUGCCUUGUGCAAACCUAGAAACACUGAAAUCAUCUGUGAAUGUGAACCAGAUCAUGAGGGAGAUCCAUAUAAUCUUGUGAAUGGAUGUAAACCACCCAUCAAAGAUGAAUGUAAACAGGACACAGAUUGUGCAAGUUCUCAAGAUUUAUGUAAACCAGAUAACAGUGGGAUUAAGAAAUGUGUUGAUGCAUGUCGAUUCUCAUCUUGUGGGACUAAUAGUGAAUGUGUAGUGAUUGAUCAUGUCCAUCGAUGUCAGUGUAAGCCUGGCUUUGUGAAAGAUCCCACCAAUUUCCUUGCUUGUAUUUCUAAAGAACCAGAUCAGUGUAAAGAAGAUAUUCAAUGUCCAACAUUUCAAACCUGUAAGCCUAAUAACCUGGGAACACUGAAGUGUGCUGAGAUCUGUUUGGAUUUUACCUGCACACCAAAUUCUGAGUGUAUUGCCAUAAAUCACAAAGGACAAUGUAAAUGUAAAGAAGGUUUCACAGGUGAUCCCAACAGCCGGAGUGGAUGCGUUCACUAA